Nomascus leucogenys (northern white-cheeked gibbon) is the source of this 2527-nucleotide messenger RNA. It is a transcript of the gene SLC38A9, whose product is annotated as solute carrier family 38 member 9. Gene Ontology annotation, molecular function: amino acid transmembrane transporter activity. Gene Ontology annotation, biological process: amino acid transmembrane transport. Lineage: Eukaryota; Metazoa; Chordata; Mammalia; Primates; Hylobatidae. The record is from RefSeq and is a predicted model, not a curated record.
AGGCUGUUGCCGCUUCCUGUUUGGACUAGGAGCCCCGUGGUCGCAAAUUGCGAGAAUUUGGGAAGGGAGUCUUUAUCUUCUUGUCUAGUUCUCCGAGGUUGAAGGCUCGGCCUGCUCAGAGAAGGAAACUGAGGUCCACCGAGUUGGAGAAGCCCACUCAACACCAGGACUAACUUCUUCAGUGCUUAGAGUGUGAGAAAAAUGGCAAAUAUGAAUAGUGAUUCUAGGCAUCUUGGCACCGCUAAGGUAGAUCAUGAAAGAGAUCCUGGACCUAUGAAUAUCCAGUUUGAGCCAUCAGAUCUAAGAUCCAAAAGGCCUUUCUAUAUAGAGCCCACAAACAUCGUGAAUGUGAAUCAUGUCAUUCAGAGGGUUAGUGACCAUGCCUCCGCCAUGAACAAGAGAAUUCAUUACUACAGCCGGCUCACCACUCCUGCAGACAAGGCACUGAUUGCCCCAGACCAUGUAGUUCCAGCUCCAGAAGAGUGCUAUGUAUAUAGUCCAUUGGGCUCUGCUUAUAAACUUCAAAGUUACACGGAAGGAUACGGUAAAAACACCAGUUUAGUAACCAUUUUUAUGAUUUGGAAUACCAUGAUGGGAACAUCUAUACUAAGCAUUCCUUGGGGCAUAAAACAGGCUGGAUUUACUACUGGAAUGUGUGUCAUCAUAUUGAUGGGCCUUUUAACACUUUAUUGCUGCUACAGAGUAGUGAAAUCACGGACUAUGAUGUCUUCGUUGGAUACCACUACCUGGGAAUAUCCAGAUGUCUGCAGACAUUAUUUCGGCUCCUUUGGGCAGUGGUCAAGUCUCCUUUUCUCCUUGGUGUCUCUCAUUGGAGCAAUGAUAGUUUAUUGGGUGCUUAUGUCAAAUUUUCUUUUUAAUACUGGAAAGUUUAUUUUUAAUUUUAUUCAUCACAUUAAUGACACAGACACUAUACUGAGUACCAAUAAUAGCAACCCUGUGAUUUGUCCAAGUGCCGGGAGUGGAGGCCAUCCUGACAACACCUCUAUGAUUUUCUAUGCCAAUGACACAGGAGCCCAACAGUUUGAAAAGUGGUGGGAUAAGUCCAGGACAGUGCCCUUUUAUCUUGUAGGGCUCCUCCUUCCACUGCUCAAUUUCAAGUCUCCUUCUUUUUUUUCAAAAUUUAAUAUCCUAGGCACAGUAUCUGUCCUUUAUUUGAUUUUCCUUGUCACCUUUAAGGCUGUUCGCUUGGGAUUUCAUUUGGAAUUUCAUUGGUUUAUACCAACAGAAUUUUUUGUACCAGAGAUAAGAUUUCAGUUUCCACAGCUGACUGGAGUGCUUACCCUUGCUUUUUUUAUUCAUAAUUGUAUCAUCACACUCUUGAAGAACAACAAGAAACAAGAAAACAAUGUGAGGGACUUGUGCAUUGCUUAUAUGCUGGUGACAUUAACUUAUCUCUAUAUUGGAGUCCUGGUUUUUGCUUCAUUCCCUUCACCACCAUUAUCCAAAGAUUGUAUUGAGCAGAAUUUUUUAGACAACUUCCCUAGCAGUGACACCCUGUCCUUCAUUGCAAGGAUAUUCCUGCUGUUCCAGAUGAUGACUGUAUACCCACUCUUAGGCUACCUGGCUCGUGUCCAGCUUUUGGGCCAUAUCUUCGGUGACAUUUAUCCUAGCAUUUUCCACGUGCUGAUUCUUAAUCUAAUUAUUGUGGGAGCUGGAGUGAUCAUGGCCUGUUUCUACCCAAACAUAGGAGGGAUCAUAAGAUAUUCAGGAGCAGCAUGUGGCCUGGCCUUUGUAUUCAUAUACCCAUCUCUCAUCUAUAUAAUUUCCCUCCACCAAGAAGAGCGUCUGACAUGGCCUAAAUUAAUCUUCCACGUUUUCAUCAUCAUUUUGGGCGUGGCUAACCUGAUUGUUCAGUUUUUUAUGUGAAAUACCUCAACUGUUUUUUUCAAGAGCUCAUGAUAUUUUGAGCCUUGACAACAGUUCUAUAUAAAUUCACUUGUAAAUGCUGCUGUUGCGUAAUUCUAAAUAUUUUCUAAGAUAAUUUGAAAGCAAGGGAAAAAGUGGCCCCUUAAUAAGUAUUUUUUUAUUGGGGUGGGGAAAGGGGCAAAAAGAAUGAUCUUAGUGUUUACCUUUCUCAUAUUAACUCGCCUCUUUAUUCUGUGGUCUUUUCUGAAUAGAAAUGUAUGCCCUAGGAAGAAAUCAUGCUGGGUUUUGCUUUUAGAGAUAAAUGGUGGUGGAUUUAUUUUGCCUGCAGUAAAGAUUCUCAGGGUGUCAGAGCAGCAUAUUGCCAAAUCCUGCUUCUGUUUUUUGUUUCAGUGCAUUCACUUUCAUUUUCUUACUCACUAGACCAUUUCUGCAGUUUGCCCAAACCUCUACUGUUUGGGACAGUAAGCCAAAUACCUCAUUUUUAAAAAGAAGUUUUCAUGGCAUCAGUGUUAAUAAAGUACAUUUUUAACUGAGUCUUAAUCUCUAUUUGAAGAAAAAGUAGAGACAAAAGUAAUGUCAAUGUAAUCCCCAGGAUCAUGAAAUGUAUACAAAAUAAAUAAAGUAGGAGAGUUUGUUGCUG